UAUUUACAAAGAAAUAUGCAGCAGCAGGAGGUUCCUUCCUCCAACAAGGAGGAGGUGGAGGAGGAGGAGCACACUCAGUCAGGCUCUCCGCAGUCCGGCAGGACUCAGGAGUCAUCCGGACGUCAGGUGAUGACGGCGGGUUCAAGAAGAUGUAAAGCGGCCAUGGCGGCGCCCUCCGCGGACUCCUCGGGCAGGAUCACCCCGGAGAUGUUGCAGGAGACUCUCCAGCACUACAACCUGAGCCGGCAGGACUUCAUCAGCACCUACAACAUCCAGCCUCUGGUCUACGUCCCCGAGCUGCCCCGCGCCGCCAAGACCGCCUUCGUGCUCAUGUACGCGCUCAUCUUCGUGUUGGCGCUGGCGGGAAACAGCCUGGUGAUCCACGUGGUGCUGAAGAAGAGAGCGGUGCACACAGCCACAGACAUCUUCAUCUGCUCGCUGGCCGUCAGCGACCUGCUCAUCACCUUCUUCUGCGUGCCUUUCACGCUGCUGCAGAACAUCUCGUCCGAGUGGUUCGGAGGGGUUCUAGUGUGCAAGACGGUUCCCUUCGUGCAGACCACGGCUGUAGUGACGGGCAUCCUCACCAUGACCUGCAUCGCCGUCGAGAGAUACCAGGGCAUCGUUUUCCCGUUACGAACGAGGCAACAGUCCACGUCCAAAAGAGCGUACAAGAUGCUGGGGUUUGUGUGGAUGGCCUCGGUCAUCGUGGGUUCUCCGAUGCUCUUCGUGCAGCAGCUGAAGGUGAAGUACGACUUUGUGUACGACCACCACCACGUGUGCUGCCAGGAGAUGUGGCGCUCGCUGGCUCACAGGCAGGCGUACACCACCUUCAUCAUGGUGGCGCUGUUCCUGCUGCCCCUGGCCGCCAUGCUGUUCCUCUACACCCGCAUCGCUUUUGAGCUGUGGAUCCGCAAGAGGGUGGGAGACUCGUCUGUGCUCAACAGCAUGAACGACCGAGAGUUGGUCAAGAUCUCCAGGAAAAAGAAGCGAGCCGUCAAGAUGAUGAUCACCAUAGUCCUGCUCUUCACCGUCUGCUGGGCUCCUUUCCACACCGUCCACAUGCUCUUUGAAUACUACGACUUGGAGAAGAAAUACGACGGCGUGACGGUGAACAUGAUCAUCGCCGUGGUGCAGGCCAUCGGCUUCUUCAACAGCUUCAACAACCCCAUCGUGUACACGUUCAUGAACGAGAACUUCAAGAAGAGCUGCAUCUCCACGCUGUCGCAGUGCAUGCGGCAGAACAGCCACGCCGUGGUGGCCGCCGCCGCGCCUCCUUCGCCGAAAGUCGCCGUGCAGUUCAUCAAGCCGCAAACCAGAGAGGCCUUCCUGGAGUCGUUUGAGGGGGCGGCGCAGCACGUGGCGGAGAAAGGUCCAUCGAGUUCGUCGUGCGGCAAGAGCUCCCUGCUCGGUGAGAAGAUCUCCACCAUUCAGACGGAGCUCGGCGCCAACUCCCACACGAAAUGAGCAAGACUUUUUUUUUUUUUUUUUAUGACGUUGUACUGUUGUAAUUUGUGACGUUGGAAUGUAAUUAAAAUAUUAUGGCGUCUACUUUGCUAUAUUGAGGUCAUCACUUUUUUUGU
This is a messenger RNA of Doryrhamphus excisus (bluestripe pipefish), 1580 nucleotides long. RefSeq names its product pyroglutamylated RFamide peptide receptor b (gene qrfprb). Gene Ontology annotation, molecular function: neuropeptide Y receptor activity; peptide binding. Gene Ontology annotation, biological process: G protein-coupled receptor signaling pathway; cellular response to hormone stimulus. The record is from RefSeq and is a predicted model, not a curated record. Gene Ontology annotation, cellular component: plasma membrane. NCBI's taxonomy places the organism in Eukaryota, Metazoa, Chordata, Actinopteri, Syngnathiformes, Syngnathidae.